This is a messenger RNA of Gastrolobium bilobum, 1339 nucleotides long. RefSeq names its product probable WRKY transcription factor 17. The transcript has 3 exons. The record is from RefSeq and is a predicted model, not a curated record. Gene Ontology annotation, biological process: regulation of DNA-templated transcription. NCBI's taxonomy places the organism in Eukaryota, Viridiplantae, Streptophyta, Magnoliopsida, Fabales, Fabaceae. Bases 84 to 1085 code for a protein of 333 amino acids. Gene Ontology annotation, molecular function: DNA-binding transcription factor activity; sequence-specific DNA binding.
UCUUCAAUCACAAAUCAUAUUCCUCCUUCUUCUCAUGACAUUCUGAGUUUCUAUUCACGUUAACCUUAAUUUCUCCGAAAAAAAUGGCCGUGGAACUCAUGGUGUUCCCGAAACUCGACGAGCAAAAGGCCAUACAAGAGGCUGCAUCGGAAGGCCUCAAUGGCAUGGAGCACCUGAUCCGAAUCCUCUCCCAUCAACCAACUCACUUAAACACAGACCUCACAGACGGCACCGUUUUAAAGUUCAAAAAACUCAUCUCCUUGCUAAACCGAACCGGUCACGCCCGGUUCAGGCGAGCACCGGUUCACCGCUCCUCUUCUUCGCCUACCACUACCUCAUCCUCCUCCCUCCCUCCGCUGCCGCAACUGCAAGCGUUGAACAUAUCUCCGCCGCCGCAGUUCACUUCUCCGGCGCCGGUGGCCGUCCACCCCGCUCCGGCGAGCUUCGUCCCUGCGCAGCCGCAGAGCUUGACGCUCGAUUUCACGAAGCCUAAUAAUCACAUCUUGAGCUCUAAUGCCAAAUCAAUGGAGCUCGAGUUCUCGAAGGAGACGUUCAGCGUCUCCUCGAAUUCAUCUUUCAUGUCCUCCGCCAUCACCGGAGACGGCAGUGUCUCCAACGGCAAGCAGGGAUCGUCGAUCUUCCUGACGCAGUCGGCAGCGCCGGCAGCGUCCGGCGGAAAACCUCCGCUGUCAUCGGCGCCGUUCAAGAAAAGGUGCCACGACCAUCGAGCUCACUCCGACAACAUCUCCGGCUCCAGCAAGUGCCACUGCAUCAAGAGAAGGAAAAAUCGGAUGAAGAAGACUGUGAGAGUGCCGGCGAUUAGUUCGAAGAUCGCCGAUAUACCUGCCGACGAGUACUCGUGGCGAAAAUACGGUCAGAAACCUAUCAAGGGAUCGCCGUACCCACGAGGCUAUUAUAAGUGCAGUACGGUGAGAGGGUGCCCAGCGAGGAAACACGUGGAGCGUGCACCGGAUGAUCCGGCGAUGUUGAUCGUGACGUACGAAGGGGAGCACAGGCACACGAUUCAUGCCGCGAUGCAGGAGAACGCAGCCGGGGUUGUGGGUUUGGUAUUCGAGUCAACGUAGAGAGGGUGGAAUAAUAAAUAAAAAAAGGAAAAAAAAAGGUUGGGAGUGGAGGACUUUUAUUUAAAAAAUAUUUUUUUUUGUAGGAAAAGAAAAAUAUUGAGUGUGAGUUAAGGUGGGGGCACCGUUUGUAAAUUUGCUUUGAUUUGUUAUAUUAUAGUGAUCGAAAAAACUGGAAUCUAAAGUAAAGUCUAUCUCCUCGCCAAUGUCUUGCAAGUUAUGAUUAUUUUAUGAUUUCGUAUUGGGAGAAGGUGGUA